AUGUCCCUGCCAUCGAAGGAAGAAGCCGACAGGGACGUCGUGCACAACAAUAGCGCUCCCAAACACGAAUCUUACCCCGUGCAACCUCCUAGAGAAACAGUGGAGCCAUCCUAUACCGAUGAAGAGCAUGAACAGUUGGACGAAGAAGCCAGAAAUGCCUACAAUGGAGCAGAGCUGGAAACCGUCGCAUCCUCAAAGCCAUCCGUCAACAACAUUCGAUCCGUGCCAAAUGGAGGUCUGACAGCAUGGCUGCAAGUCUUGGGAUCCUUCUUUCUAUUCUUCAACACUUGGGGGACCGUAAACGCCUUCGGAACAUAUCAAACCUUCUACGAAAGUGACUUCCUUUCCUCCACAUCUCCCUCAACGAUAUCCUGGAUUGGAUCACUACAAGGAACCUUGCUCAUGCUGAUAGGGACCCUCACUGGACCGGUCUACGAUGCAGGCUACGUGAGAUCUCUCGUAGCGACUGGAUCCAUCCUCGUGGUAUUCGGCCAGAUGAUGCUGUCACUGUCAACCACCUACUGGCAAGUCUUUCUUUCCCAAGCCGUCUGUAUCGGUCUGGGGACCGGAUGCCUGUUUGUCCCAUGCGUCGCGAUCCUCAGCACAUACUUCAGCACCCGCGUCGCCACAGCUAUGGGUCUUGCGGCCGCAGGAUCAAGUUUCGGGGGCGUAAUUUAUCCGAUUGUCUUCCACCGAUUGCAGCCCAUGAUAGGCUUCGGCUGGACUACCAGAGUCAUGGGAUUCAUGAUGCUCGUCACGCUCGCAGUCUCCAAUAGCGUCCUCAAAGUCCGCGUACUUCCAGACGCACGACGAAAAUUCGUGGACCUAAGCGCAUUCAAAGAAGGCCCGUACGCGUUCUUCGUUUUUGGCUGUCUGAUCGGAUUCGCCGGACUGUACACACCCUUCUUCUACAUUCAAUCCUACGUAAUAGACACCGGUAUCGCUGAUCCCAGUCUGGGAUUCUACUUUCUGGCCAUUCUUAACGGAUCCAGCUUAUUCGGCAGAAUCGUUCCUAACAUCGUCGCGGACCGACUCGGCCCGUUCAACGUUGUGAUACCAUGCGUCUUCGCUACCGGGCUUCUGGGGAUCUGUCUGAUUCCCACGCGAACAGUUGCAUCUGUAGUGGUUAUUGCUGCUCUCUAUGGCUUCUUCUCCGGGACCUUCGUGUCUCUCCCGCCAACGAUUUAUGUACACAUCACGAAAAAUCGCGGUAUGAUCGGUACGCGUAUGGGAAUGGGAUUUGCGUGUACGUCGAUGGGGAUUUUAAUUGGCACUCCUAUUUCUGGGGCCAUCCUAWCAGGCAGCAGCUACACCUGGGUGUGGCUGUUCGGUGGCCUGCUUACAAUGGCAGCGGGUUGCUCGAUCACUGCUGCGCGGGUCAGCAAAGGCGGUUGGAGUCUCAGGAAAGUUGUGUGA
Messenger RNA from Ramularia collo-cygni, 1416 nucleotides. RefSeq names its product related to monocarboxylate transporter. Gene Ontology annotation, cellular component: fungal-type vacuole membrane. Bases 1 to 1416 code for a protein of 471 amino acids. Gene Ontology annotation, molecular function: transmembrane transporter activity. The record is from RefSeq and is a predicted model, not a curated record. The transcript is spliced from 2 exons. Lineage: Eukaryota; Fungi; Ascomycota; Dothideomycetes; Mycosphaerellales; Mycosphaerellaceae. Gene Ontology annotation, biological process: transmembrane transport.